This is a messenger RNA of Cannabis sativa, 901 nucleotides long. RefSeq lists its product as uncharacterized. Lineage: Eukaryota; Viridiplantae; Streptophyta; Magnoliopsida; Rosales; Cannabaceae. The record is from RefSeq and is a predicted model, not a curated record. The transcript is spliced from 2 exons. Gene Ontology annotation, molecular function: cysteine-type peptidase activity. Bases 140 to 781 code for a protein of 213 amino acids. Gene Ontology annotation, biological process: proteolysis.
UAAGUUUAUUAACUAAGUAUUAUAUGUUGUUAUUUACUGCUUUUUACUGUUGUUAUUUGUUUUUUUUUUUUUAAUGUUGUAAUGUGGUUGUGCUGACUUAUUUAUAUGUGCUGUGCAGCAUUUGGAUGCUGCUUUCCAUAUGAUGAGGAGGAGGCAACACUUCUUCCCGGAGUUGUACCCACGUAAGUGUACUGUCAUGCCAUCUUGGUUUACCUCAUCGUUGAGGGGUCGGUGGGAUGCUUGGAAGAGCAAUACUGACCAUGAUGGUUUUGUUUGGGAUGAGUCCAUCUUGGAACUCCUUCGUGGGGAUCCAAACCAAUUUUUGCCUUCUUGGAAGGGUAUGGAGUGCAUAUACAUGGCCCUGUUCUUGAACGGACCGAAACAUUGGAUCGCUAUGGAGGUCAAUCUUGAGUUGUGGAAGAUAUUCCUCUUCGAUUCGAGUCUUGGAUCUCUAACGAACGACGAACUGAAUUCGCUUAUGGAUGUGUGGUGCCCUUUACUAGCCAAAUUGGUGGACCAGUGUGGUGUAUGUGACACUCAUUACAUGGUGAUGGUCCCUCAAAUGACAGCCUCCGAAAGUCAGGUCAGACCCUUCGACUGGGAAAUGAUGGACAAUAAAGUUGUACCUCAGACAAAAUCGAGCGGCGAUUGUGGAAUGUACGUCAUAGAGCAUAUUGAGCAUAAGUUAUUGGAUCUACCAUUCGAUGGAGUACAUGAUCAGCAUAUGUCGCUCUUUCGCCAGAGAUGGGCAGUAGAUUUAUUCUACCAGAACUUGGCAUGAACUUUAGAUGUUUAAUUUUUUAUAUUUGUUGAACAAUGUUUACUUUUACACUUUUCAAUUUGAACAAACUACUUUCACUAAAAUUAUUUUAUUUUAUCAGUAGAACUUGUUUUUGGCUCA